UUGUUCUCUAGCUCUUUCCCUUGAGGAAUUUAUUUUUUUUCUCUCUUGCUGAAGACCAGAUUCUGCCCUUCUGCUGCACGGCAAUGUUUUCACAGUUUCUCUUUUUUUUGUCUCUUGUGAUUUUCUAGAGCCCUGCUGAAUUCACCAGUAAAUUCUGAAUGUGAAGAACAGGAAGUGGCUGCGCUGGGGGAGGCAGAAAGUAGAGAUUGAAAGUAAAAGAGAACUUCCUGGAGGCGUUUCCAUCCCUCCUCCCCACACUGGUCAACAGGCUUUUUUCUGGUUGCAUGGGCAAGGCUUAGGAAUUCGAGCGUGUGAAAUUAGACAGCUUAGGGGGCUUGACUUCCAGGACUUGGUGACUGUGAUGUUGCAGAGACAGGGUGGAGCAGAUGUUCCUGGGUAAAAACAGACUGUGAAGAAGCUGCUGCCACUGUGAGGUUCCCAGGAUUUUCUUUAAUAAGGCUAAACUACCUUCUCCUAACACUUGACCAUCAUGAAUUUCAGCAAAUGUCUCUAUAAUAUUGGGGAACAGCUAGGCAGUGAUGAACUGGCCUCCCUCAAAUUCCUGAGCCUGGACCACAUCCCACAACGGAAGCAGGAACCCAUCAAGGAUGCCCUGAUGUUAUUUCAGAGACUCCAGGAAAAAAGAAUGUUAGAGGAAAACAACCUGUCCUUCCUGAAGGAGCUGCUUUUCCGAAUAAAUAGACUGGAUUUGCUGAUCACCUACCUGGACACCAGCAAGGAGAAGAUGGAGCAGGAGCUUCAGAUACCAGGCAGGGCCCAGAUAUCCGCCUACAGGGUCAUGCUUUUUCAGAUUUCAGAAGAUGUAAGCAAACUGGAAUUGAGGUCCUUUAAGUUUCUUUUGAGCCAGAAGAUCUCCAAAUGUAAACUGGAUGAUGACAUGAACAUGCUUGACAUUUUCAUAGAGAUGGAGAAGAGGGUUAUUCUAGGGGAAAGAAAUUUGGACACCCUGAGAAAAAUCUGUGACCAAGUCAACAAGAACCUGCUGAAGAAAAUCAAUGACUAUGAAGAAUUGAGCAGAGAAAGAAGAAUGAGCCUUGAAAAAAGUCCAGAUGAACUUUCCAAUGAUCUGCCUCAAUUUUUCAUGAAGGAAGCAUUAGUUGAAGAGCUGCCAAUGUCAGACUCUCCAGGAGUACCAGACAGUGAGUCCCAGGUAUCAAUCGAAGUUUACCCGAUGAAAAGCAAACCGCGAGGAUAUUGUUUAAUCUUCAACAAUUAUGAUUUUAGUAUAGCACGAAAGGAUGUGCCCAAACUUCAGAGCAUUAAGGACAGGAAUGGAACACACUUGGAUGCAGAGGCUUUGAGUAAGACCUUUAGUGAUCUCCAUUUUGAGGUAGUGUGUUACGAAGACUCCACAGCAAAGGAAAUCCGUGAGAUUCUAAAAUCCUACCAAAAGAUGGACCACAAUAACAGGGACUGCUUCAUCUGCUGCAUCCUCUCCCAUGGAGACAAAGGAAUCAUCUAUGGCUCUGAUGGGCAGGAAGCCCCCAUCUAUGAGCUGACCUCUUACUUCACUGGCUUGCGGUGCCCAUCCCUUGCAGGCAAACCCAAAAUCUUUUUUAUUCAGGCCUGUCAAGGGGAUAACUUCCAGAGAGGUAUAGCUGUUGAAACUGACUCAAAACAGAAGGAAGACUGUUUAGAAAUGGACUCAUCAUUUCGAAAGAAAUACAUUCCAGAUGAGGCUGACUUUCUGUUGGGGAUGGCCACUGUGAACAACUAUGUUUCCUACCGAAACCCCUUGGAGGGGACCUGGUAUAUCCAGUCACUUUGCCAGAGCCUGAGAGAAAGAUGUCCUAGGGGUGAAGACAUUCUCGCCAUCCUGACCAAAGUGAACUUCGAAGUAAGCAAUAAGGAUGACAGGAAAAACAUGGGGAAACAAAUGCCACAACCCACUUUCACACUGAGAAAAAAGCUCUUCUUCCCUCUUCAUUGAUGCUGCUGUUUAGUUGCAUAACACUAUGCUUAAUUUGUUUGUUACUAAAAUGUUGCUGUUUUGCUUUUUUUGGGGGGGGGAUGGCAGGAAGGGGAGUCAGGGCAAUCUAAUGCAUAAGAAGACUCCUCUUAGGAAGUCAACGUCACCGAAACAAUGCAUUCUGUGUGAAUACUUUCCUUUUUCCACCCCCUUUCUGCCUUUGGGAACUUCUCCCUUUCUGCAGCUUGGUGGAUCUCCCGCCUGUUACUAGAUGGGAUGCUGCCCAAUUCUUGAGUCACUGAAGGAGCUAGCUUUACUCAGUUGGAUUUUUGUUGUCUGACAGUAUGCAGGGGAAUGCCAGGGACUCUUCUAAAAGGUCAGUGAGGAGGACUUUUGUGAUACAACCCAGCUAAAUAAAAAAACCCUCAUGUGCUGAAGUCCCACAUCAAGUGUGCUCUCUGCUGUGAGCGUGAUAAGCCCUCUCAGAAACACAUCAGGCCUCUCCUGAGAGCAGUGAUGAGAGGAGGUGAGGAGAUUCUGCUUUCCACUGCUGAAAGGCAGCAUGGCUCUGUGUGGGCCUAGACUUCACAAAACCCAGGGAUAAUUCUUGUUUUUAUUAUUCGUAAGCACAUCAUGAAACACAUUUUUUGGAAAGGAUUGAUGUUAACUGAAUAUUAAUUUUGUUGCACUUCUGGUCCCUCCCUGUCCAAGUCAUCCUUUACACUAAUUUGUUUCUUUAAAACAGUAAUAAAAAAAUAUAAUUUCUUAUGUAAAAAAUCUUUAAAAAUUCAAAAUUCUCUAUACAUUCUUUAUAAUCUGUUUCCAAACUCUCUUUUAAGCCUUUCUCUUAAAUCUCUAGAAUAUAUACAAGCUUCUGUACCAAGGAACAGAUCUGCUUUUCUGCUAAUAUUGCUGUGCUCCUGUCAUGCAAUUGCACUUGCCUUUUAUGUACUCAGUUUGUUCUAAAUCUUUAUGCAUUAUCAUUAAAAGCUAUUUUGUAAGAA
Molecule: messenger RNA, 2934 nt
Organism: Manis pentadactyla (Chinese pangolin)
Lineage: Eukaryota; Metazoa; Chordata; Mammalia; Pholidota; Manidae
Gene: CASP8
Product: caspase 8
Exons: 10
Coding region: 491-1951 (486 amino acids)
Biological process (GO): immune response; proteolysis; negative regulation of extrinsic apoptotic signaling pathway via death domain receptors
Cellular component (GO): extracellular region
Molecular function (GO): growth factor activity; cytokine receptor binding; cysteine-type endopeptidase activity
Source: RefSeq, a predicted model, not a curated record